GAGCGUUCUCGCUGCUGGUGGAUUGUGCCGCCUGGUGCUGAGUUUUGAACAUUUCGAAUGGGAAUUUGUAAACAGGCUAGAAACCAAUCGAAGAUCAAGAUGGCAGCCGGCUUUGACUCAGAUGGGCGUCUUCAGUGGCCACGUCUCUCAAAAGUUCAGGUGCACCGUUCCUUGUUCCAAUCUCGGCAUUAUCAAGACCUACCAUCUUACCCAUUAUGGAGUCUAAGGCGUUUGAAGAAUCGCCGUAAUAUGGACCAGUCGCACGUGAGGGACAUAAUACGAGAAGUGACAGCGGAAGCACACGACCACAAACAUUCGAAGAAAUAUGGAAGUAUACCAGACCUUGGCGUUACGGCGGCAGCACCCGCCAACACGACUACAGCGGAAUUACGUAUAAAGCAGAAUCCUCUCUGGAAAUGGCCAGCGCGACAGCGCAGGAGCGCGCUACAAGCGCAAGAGUAUCGACAAAAGUUGGCUGCUCUGCAGACAUCACCUGCUGACGAUGGACGGGGUACACUACAGUUGAAAGAAACCAGGGAUUUCAAGACUCAGACACUUUGCACUACUCUCGCUACGCAGAAAGGAUCGACAGGGUUAGAGGUACCACCAGAAUCAAAGGACGUUUACGAAGGUCGCGACGACCACUACAGACUGACACGUUUAGAAGAAGCACACAUUCUGACAGCUGCACUAUCACACAUACUGCGCCACCUUUACAGCGGUGAGGAUAUUCGUUGGCCACAUCCUGAGGCCGUUACCAGAAUGAUUUUGGCCAGCAAUAGCUUACCAGCGUCGGAUUUACCAGCGCUGAAGACUUUAGUGGAGAAAGCCUUCGAAACGCGCAGUGUGGAGUUGAACUGGGAUGAACAGUCAGAGGAAUUCGCUCGCACUUACGGCCGGGCAGAUUCUUGUCCAUUCAGGCAACCGUUCACAAUAACUUUCAGCUACGUUACUCAUUAUAUAUUUAUUAUAGUUAUUGUGGCUCUUGUAGUUACGGUGUAUACACAACCUGCUGUCUUGUGA
Molecule: messenger RNA, 1023 nt
Organism: Schistocerca gregaria
Lineage: Eukaryota; Metazoa; Arthropoda; Insecta; Orthoptera; Acrididae
Exons: 3
Coding region: 58-1023 (321 amino acids)
Source: RefSeq, a predicted model, not a curated record